UCGCAGGGACUUUACCUCAGCCGCGCGGCGUACGUGAGCGCGACGACCCCUAGUCGUCCUAUCGCGCGCGAACGGGCAAACAGCGUUUCGCCGUCGCGCUAUGUGCGUCGCGCUUCUGCCUCGAGAUCUUUUCAUUGUGCGCCAGUCAGCCUCGGGAGUGCCGAAUAUUAUUAACAUCGGGCGAUCGUUCUGAUCGAGUACGCGUGAGCACGGCAAGCUCCUCGAUCGUGACGAGCGCGUAAGUUUUGCGAUCGCCGGCACCGUCGACAGCCAUUUUCCCGUCCGUGCACUUCCGCGAGAGGAGCAUUUCCGCGCGAGUGUCUCCGCGUAAUCGUGUGUCACUACGUGUCGCUGUGUCUAAUUAAUGACACACGACGAUUGUAACCGCGUCAACCGGGAAUGCGGCACGGCGUCCACGUUGAUUUCUCGCGUCGCGUCGCCGAUCUGGACAGUCGACAUUGCAGUUCCCGCGCUUCUUGCCGGAAGCAAAUCUCGCAAAAUGGUUAUAACGUUCGCGAAUGUCGUGUGAUAAGUUAUCCUUCGCGGAAUCGUCAGGCUGAUCGGAGGAUCUCAUCAGCUGUGCUGACACCACCUGGACGACAUCGCAUCGCGGAUUCUUGACGCGACAGCCGAAUUUGCGUCGCAUAACCUUGAUGGGACGGCCAAAUCGCAUCGCGGAUCUUUGAUGGGACAGCCGAAGGCGUCGCGACGGCGGUGCAGUGAUCGGUCGGCGGAUGGACGUGCCAGCCGCUGGAAAGCCCGAAUCCGGAGGAAAGUACGAAGAAGCCGGUAAUAAUCGUCGUCAUCGUCGUCAUCGCCGCGGGCGGCGCAGGAGAGCCGAGUUGACGGACGUAGGGCGAUUCGCGCGAAGAAAGAGGGAAAGGAAGAAGAGGAGCAAAUAACGAGAGGCAACCGCGUGCUCUUAACCAUUGUCGUGAUACGCGUCGUUGUCGUGGAAGACGGAAGACGAGGCAGGAGUGGAAGAAGGAAAAACACAGCUCGGAGAAGCACUGGUGGAAGGAGGAGAGAGCGGUAUCGUACGGUGUUGGCUUCCAUCAGGAAAACCCUCAGUUGGUCGCUCAAGACACGGUGCAGAGGACGCGUGUCCGGUCACGUGCGCGUGUCUCCCUAACGUCGGUGAGUGAUUCGCCGGGUGUCGUAGUAAUCGGCAGUCUCAUUCAUCGGCGACACGCGGUGGACACUGCCUCGCGAGCACCUCGAGGAAAGACGUCGGUCGACCGGUCGAUCCCGAACUUGGUGAUAUUUCGUGUCUCGCGAGAACAGAUAGCGGGAUUAUUCGGUCGCGAAUAGACCGAGAAAUUGGCCGUCGAGAUAUUUCCACUGCGGCUACCUCGGUUCCGAUCGUGUCGAGCAGGUUUCGAAGUUUGAGACCUUCGAGGCGGUAGCCGGUUUCCUCCGCCUCAACGCUGUCAAAGCCGCGCGCGUUCGCGAAACUUCUUCACCUUCGUGAAGAAUCGUCCUUGUCGUCGUCGCCGGGACGAUCUGUCGCGAGUGAUAGUGCCGCAGCAGUGUUUCUCGGGGAAGUUAAGGAUGCACCCCUACGAGAAGAUGAUGCGCCACAUCGCAGUCGCCGUCCUUCUCUCCUUAUUUACCAGCGGAACGCCGGUAUCGUCGAUCUACGCGGACGACCAAAUGCAAAACUAUCUCAUGAGGUUCGGCUACUUACCGCAGACUGACAUCGAGACGGGCAAUCUACGGACGGAGGAUCAACUCAGGGACGCCAUAAAGAAUCUGCAGAGAUUCGGCGGGCUCCGCAUAACGGGCGAGAUCGACAAAGCGACGCAGAAGCUGAUGAAGGCGAGGAGAUGCGGAUUACCGGAUCAGCCGGAUCCCAGAUUCAGCAAGACGAGGCACAAGCGUUUUACCAUUCAUGGCCAGCAGUGGUCGCACCGGAAUCUCACCUGGAGUUUGAGAUCCGAGCAGCCCAGCGGCCUGGAUACCGGCGGGGUUCGGCUGGAGCUCAGCAAGGCCCUCGACCUCUGGGCCAGGAAUUCCAAGCUGACUUUUCGGGAGAUUAACAGCGAUCGCGCCGACAUUUUAAUCUACUUCCAUCGGGGUUAUCACGGAGAUGGAUAUCCGUUUGAUGGCAGAGGCCAGAUUCUGGCGCACGCGUUCUUCCCAGGCAAGGAUCGCGGCGGGGACGCUCACUUCGACGAGGAAGAGAUAUGGUUGUUGCAGGACGACAGUAACGAGGAAGGCACCAGCUUGUUCGCGGUGGCCGCUCAUGAAUUCGGCCAUUCCCUGGGACUGGCGCACAGCUCGGUCCAGGGAGCUCUCAUGUAUCCCUGGUACCAAGGACUGAGCCCCAACUACGAGCUGCCAGAGGACGACCGGCACGGGAUUCAGCAGAUGUACGGUGCUCCCGAGGGAAAGCUCUGGGGCAACAUACCAGGCGGUCCGUCACCUCCAGAGCGACCACCACCACUAUCACCGACGUCGACGACAACGACGUCCACCCCGUCGACGUAUAGACCUUGGAGGACCAGGCCCACCAGGCCUAAUCAUUAUCCAGACGAUAGCAGACCUCGACAGCCUCCGAGCCGUUACCCUCAGAAGCCGGACUAUCGGCCGCGCAAGCCGCAACACCGGCAUCAUACGGUGAUGACGACGUCGACGACCACGAUGCGGCCGACCCCGAGGUUCAGGCAUCGCUGGACUCCGCAGCAACGGGAUGACGUGCCCGACAAGUGUGACACCAGCUACGACGCCAUCAGCAUCAUCCGCAGGGAGAUCUUCAUCUUCAAGGGACGGUAUCUAUGGAGAAUAGGCGAGCAAGGUAUUUACGAGGGAUACCCGGCGGAGAUCAGCAGGCUGUUCAACUUGCCGGCAGGCGUUGACCACGUGGACGCAGUCUACGAGCGCUCGGACAAGAGGAUAGUCUUCUUCAUCGAUCGCGAGUACUACGUCUUCAACGCCAAUUUUCUGGAAGCAGGUUAUCCUAAACCCUUGACGAAUUUAGGGCUACCGCCCUCUCUGGAGAAGGUCGAUGGCGCCAUGGUGUGGGGCUACAACGGCAGGACCUAUUUCUUCAGUGGCUCCAUGUAUUGGAGGUUCGACGAGAACGUCAAUUACGUGGAGUUGGAUUAUCCCAGAGACAUAAGCAUGUUCGCCGGCGUCGGGAGCAAUAUUGAUGCCGUUUUUCAAUGGAAGAAUGGUAAAACAUACUUCUUCAAAGGCAAAGGUUUCUGGGAGUUCGAUGACUUGAGGAUGAGGGUAGCCCACGAGAAACAAAAACCCUCAGGACCAGUUUGGAUGGGUUGUCCGCCGGAAGUAGAGACCAACGAUAUUGAGACCAAUUUCCCCAGGAAGUCGAGUAUUGUCUCAGCUUCCACCGCGAGUGCAACUACAUCAAUACUCGCAAUAGUCGCCAUAAGCUUCUUUAAAAUAAUACUGUUGUCGCUGUAACGCACGUAUCCUCUCAGCCAACUACGUGACGGGAACAUUUCUCAUACCUUUGCGCAGGGAUUUCGCGCGCGAGUACGAACGUCAAACAAGCCAAUCGGAUAUUCAUAUCGAAGGAUCGUCGAUGGAUUAACGAGCGGAACACGAGAAGGCGCGACUACUUUCGUUGAGAGCGACAUUUCAAAAGGGAUCGCUCGUGUAACAUGAUGCGUACGCGAAGUUGCGUCUUCGUUGACUCCCUCGCCGAUCCUUCGUACAAAGAAAUCGCGAUUACACGGCUCGAACAAAGCUCUGCGGAUGAUAUCGACCUAAGCCACUUGCAGUGCACCUCUAAAAGGAUUUUUUCUAUACGAAAUGAAAGAUGAAAAUCUUAAUUUGAUGAAUGAAUUUGAUUAAUUUUGAUGAAAAUCGCGAAGUUUACGAUAUCAUGAGAUAAAAAUAAGGUUGAAAGGAAUCAAGAAAAGAUACGGCAACUAAAAUCGUAGCUAACUUGAACGAAUUUUAAGACAAGCUCUGCUCUUUGAUCAAUUAAACUAUCGACAGGAAUUUCUUGCGGACUUUUCAUGACAAGACUAAGAUUGUAUUAACCAAAAUACGCGAGAACUCCACAACGAUUCAACGAGAAAUCGGUCUUUCUUCGGAGUAUGAUCUAGGUCCGAAUCAUCCCUGGCAUUUUUACCGGAAAAAUCGCGCCGCUGAGCGCCGAGGCAUAUUUUUGUACGCUAUCUUUUUACAUCGCAUUUGUACGAUUGUAAUUAACUUAAGACAUAAUUUAUAUACUUCUAGGUGGACGCGAAUCCUUACAAUCUUAAUGAUUGACGAACCGCCACUGCCAAAAGAAUCCAUCCAACAUUUCGAUAUUCCUUUUACAAUUUACAAUUUUACAAUCGAGACAGAAAUCCCCGUUGUUAUCCUUUCCAAAGGACCAAUGCCGCGCACCACCGAUAUAUAAGCAUAUACUCUAUUAGUCGUCCUUCCGUAAACGCGACGCGAUUACUCGAAAGUGAACCGGGAAUUUCUAAGCGAUAAGAGAUAAUCGGGAUCCACGACAGAGCACGUAUUUUAUAUCAAUAUUGUAUUAAUUGAUAUCGCAUUAAUUUAGCAGAAGAGGACACGGGCAACGUGUCGCCAGUUUUAUAAACUGUGAUAUUUAUAUACCGCGCGGUCGACGUAGCUAGCGUAAAUGUCAAAGAGCGUAGCGCAAAAAAAAAUAAAAUAUACAAUUAUUGCAAUAUUGCAAUAAACUCGAUCUUGCAGAUUUAUAUACGGCGUUGUGUUUUCGAGAGGCAUGGACGAACUACGUAAGCGGUGCCCAUCAGUCGAUUUGGGGUCGGUUUUCCGACCCCAAAUGUAAAAAACGCGAAAAUGAAUUCUACUGAUUAAACUUUCGUAAGAAAGAAAUUAGAUCCACAUAUUAUAUAGAUAUCACGCCUGCAAAGUUUGUCCAAGCAUUUCCAUAGACGCAUCCCAUAUAUAUCUCAUAUAUAUGUAUAGGUAUGUAUGUGUAUAUAUACAUAUAUGCAUAUGUAUAUAUGUAUGCGUGUAUAUAUAUAUGUAUAUGUAUGUAUAUAUACAUGUAUACGUGUGUUAUGUAUAAUUAUAUAAUGAUUACAUUAAGGUCGCGCGUGUGUCUCUGAAUGAAUCGCAUAUCCGUUGAAACAAACGGAUGUAAAUUUAUAUAUAAAUAAUAAUAUUUGUUAUCGAUUAACGAUUUUUUUUAUUCUGGUUGAAUAUCUUUGUUACCGGAAAAGUGUAUCCGAGCAAGUUGUAUCUCGUGUGAUCCGAUCGAGAGGAUCGUGGCGAGAAACUCAGAGAGUUUGCCUUGAAACUGCUCGCCUUUCGUUUAUUCCAAACUUACGGAAAAAUUUGCAUAUAUAUAUAUAACGUGCCGAUUAUAUGCUAUACGUAUUAUAUCGUAAGAUCGUGCUUUAUGUGUAUAUACGGAAAUAAAGUGAUUUUACUGAA
This is a messenger RNA of Odontomachus brunneus, 5388 nucleotides long. RefSeq names its product matrix metalloproteinase-2 (gene Mmp2). Gene Ontology annotation, molecular function: metalloendopeptidase activity; zinc ion binding. The transcript has 12 exons. Lineage: Eukaryota; Metazoa; Arthropoda; Insecta; Hymenoptera; Formicidae. The coding region runs from base 1552 to 3426 and encodes 624 amino acids. The record is from RefSeq and is a predicted model, not a curated record. Gene Ontology annotation, cellular component: extracellular matrix. Gene Ontology annotation, biological process: proteolysis; extracellular matrix organization; collagen catabolic process.